Molecule: messenger RNA, 411 nt
Organism: Fraxinus pennsylvanica
Lineage: Eukaryota; Viridiplantae; Streptophyta; Magnoliopsida; Lamiales; Oleaceae
Source: the annotation of a GenBank genome assembly
AUGGCAGCAAGAGAAAGGGACAGAGAUGUGGAGCUUCUAUUACCAGUGGCAAACAUCAGAGAGACCAAACCACUAGCACCCCGCACCUCCACCUCCUCCGGUGGCUGCUCCGCCCCGUCAUACGUCCGGCAGAGAGAUGAAAGCUCAAGUGCCUUCAAGGAAGUUGCCAAUGUAAGACAUCCACACAUUGUGGAAUACACUUUGGAUUCAUCACUUCAAGAGUUGUUCUUCAGAAGACUUUGGAAGAAGAAGAACUCUGCUACAUCUAUACACCAACCAACCCACCUCUAUCUAGGGGAUGUACUUCUCAUGAACUUGAAGGGUGUAAUGUGGCCCAAUUUGUCUGUUCGAGAAGGAAUUGGUAUGAUUUUUCUGUUUGCAAAUAAUGCCAAUGGCAUCUUUUUCCCUUAA